This is a messenger RNA of Gadus macrocephalus (Pacific cod), 6153 nucleotides long. It is a transcript of the gene rassf3, whose product is annotated as Ras association domain family member 3. Lineage: Eukaryota; Metazoa; Chordata; Actinopteri; Gadiformes; Gadidae. The record is from RefSeq and is a predicted model, not a curated record. The transcript is spliced from 7 exons. Gene Ontology annotation, biological process: signal transduction. Gene Ontology annotation, cellular component: cytoplasm. The coding region runs from base 131 to 1477 and encodes 448 amino acids.
UCACCCUUUAACAACAAUGACGAGUUCACAGCGAGUUGGAAAUCCUUCUUGAAGUUCGCCAUUGCAGACAGGUGUAUUUUACCCCUCGGCAGCAGCGCGAACUCUUCGUGCGUUAACCAAGUUGACCGUGAUGCACCAGGUGGGGAAGUACUCCCCGACACGAUUCCUUACGCUCGAAACGCCGAUAACGGUGCUGGGAAUGGUUCAUAAAUCUUCAACCUGGCGGACGGAGCUAGACAGCUUUUCCAAGGGAUACGACGGCGUGAGUGGGACUACCACAUCAGAGGAAAUGCUUUCGCCGCCGAUCGCCAAGAUGCGGAUGUCCAAGGGCGCGAAGGUGAAGCGGCGGUAUCCGUCCCCGCAGCCCAGGAGCAUCGGGAGCCUCGAGGCGGUAUGGAACGAGGGCGGGGAACGCGCUAAGCAGAGCCCGGACGGCCGCGCUUCGUCGGCGGUCUACUCGGAUGCUCACACCGGGAGCAGAUCCGACCCCAUGUACGCAACACGGUACUCGGGGGAACAGCAAGUCAACGGCCAAGCGGGAGGACAGCCGCCCAGGAGCAGAAAGAGAGUCCUCCAUCCAGAUGUGAGGACCAUCUUCUCCCCCGAGAAGGACCCCCGGGUGAAGGAGGAGACGGGCGAAGGGCACUGCUUCGAGGCGAGAGAGGCGGCCACCUGGUGUGACUUUUGCUGCGGAUACAUCCUCAUCGACUGUCGGAUUUGCUCAGGUUGUAAAUACACGUGUCACUCUCAGUGUCAACACCGGGUGGUGCUAGACUGCCAGCCCGGGCAUGGCUCCACCGCAGAGACCCCCCUCAACCAAGACCAGCUCAAUAACAACACACAGCUGACUAAUGUGGAGAAGGAGAGGGAGCGUCGCACCCAGCUCAGCAGUGAGGAGAUCAGGCAGAAGGUGGAGCAGUACAACGCUCUCACCAAGGACCACCUCAAAAUGACACUGAUCCCCAACGGUGAGUACACGGGCUUCAUCAAGGUGCAGCUGGAGCUGAAGAGGCCGGUCACGGUGCGGGGGGGCACGGGGCCCGAGGCCGGAGAGGAGGCCUUCUACCUCCCGCAGGGAGCCGCCAACACCCUCCACGUCAGCUCGGAGAGCACCGUCAAGCAGGUGAUCGUCGCCCUGUUGAGGAAGUUCACAGUCGCAGACAACCCGGCGAAAUAUGCCCUCUACAAGCGCUACAGCAGAGAGGAGCAGGUGUACGUGUGUAAGCUGGCGGAGGUGGAGAAGCCGCUGUACCUUCGCCUUGUGGCCGGACCCGACGCCGACACGUUUGGCUUCGUCCUCCGAGAACAGCAGACUGGCGAGGUCAUGUGGGACGCCUUCUCCAUCCCGGAGCUCUGCAACUUCCUGCGCUUCCUGGAGAAGGAGGAGAAGGAGCAGGAGGAUGCCAUCAGGCGUCGCUAUGACAACUACCGCCAAAAGCUCCAGGAGGCCCUGCAUGCCCCCCCGGGUGCGCCGUAACUACGAGGAGAGGAAUACAACAACGACAACGACUAAAAACUAUUAUAUAAAACAUGACUACUGAAGCCUAGCGGGCUGGCGGACUCUGAUGGCAACGAGGGGAUUGGCUAGCGUGGACGGAAGCGUCCGUUCCCAUUGGAGGACUAAGGAUCCACCCCCCCCCCCCCAUGAACUGCUGGCGGAGGAGGUCAUCCUACUGGAGGAGAGGAACGAAGCUGACGGAGGAGAGACGAAUCACGCCUGGGGUGUAUUGCUUUAAACACCGCCAUCACCUCCCAUCUCCACAGAGGAGAUGGGUGAACUGGGGCCGGGGUCAGUGAUGUCCUCUGGUGGUGGUGGUGGUGGUGGUUGUUGUGGAGGAGGAGGCUGCCAAGACAUUGGUUCGGUGCAAACAGAGGAGGCCUUUCGUCCACACGCAACAUACCAAAGAAUCACGCUCGCUUUUAUCACUGUGCCAUAUUGGGUUAUCUUCCCUGGACUCUCUCUCUCUCUCUGUGAUGGCUCUAUCCCGCCCAACCCCAACUCUCUGCCGUCUCAUCAUGUAUGCAAUCUUUCGUUGUGUGUUGUUGUGUUUUCUUAGGAUUUUAUUUCCUCCUUUGAACGGAGGGAUCCUCAAUCCUAGGAUGUUUUACAUGUUUUAUUUUUCGGUUUUAUUUAAGUGUCACAUUUUUGUACAUAGUCUUCUGUUAAUUUAUGUCUGCGGAGAUCUGUUCUUUUUGUGUCGCAAAAAAAAGUCUUAUUUUAUUUUUUAGCUCAAAGGCGUAGCAACAAUCUGAAACGUCUUGCUUGAGGCCGAGCGCACACGGUCGCUAGACCGUCACACUAUGUGCCGUAGAGAGAGGGCGGAGCCAGAAGCUAUCCUUCUUCACAAUCGAUUUGAAACGGGCAGUUUGCCGAUGCUACUUUAAACUGGACAGGUGUUUGGCCGAAUCGGCCCAUGAGGAGGCAAAGGAGGAAAAGUUGGUCUUUUGCUUUGAAUGUUGAGAUAGGGUGGAGACGAUGUGGUGUGAUCAGAGCCCCAUGGAGUGGAAUACUAAAGUCUGGAACAAAAUAGAAAAACAGGGGCGUUGUCAGCAGCUUGUCAGCUGCAGGUGGUUUAGUGAGAUGAGGAAUGAGAUUUAAGUCUCUGUGGAAAACAUGUGUGCCCUAAAGGGUUGAGAAGGUUGUGCAUCAGAGGCAGAACAGUUAAACCAAGCGGUCCUCAAUGUGGUAGCAGCACGGUAGAGGGGCAGAUGAUGAUAUAUUCAGAGUGCAAAGGUUAACGGUAGAUGGAAAUAGGGCCCUCGUGUCAAAAACGUGUGCUAUUUGUUGUUGAGUCACAAGAAGGUAUUGGAUGUAUGUUGGUAUGGAUUAUGGUCUCCUCGUAACGUCAAGACCUUCACGUGACAUUAGGUGAAGGAGAGGAGGGACAGACGAAAGAGAAGGUUCUUGUAGCAGGAAGUUGGUCAUUUGACCGAAAGGAAGUAGGAGAGGAACUUUGGGAAAUGGGUAUGAGAAGGAAAUGAGGAAAGACGGACAGAAGACUCGCGUUAAAGAGCAAAUUAUGCAAAAAUGAGAUGACAAGGAGUUUUGAAAGGGCUGAAUCGAGAGAUGUGAUGAGAACUGGACAGUCGUUGAGAACUGGACCCUUUUGCUGAUGUGCUUGGUUCGACUAAACCGAGAGCGACGGCCUGGGGCAUGGGGUGGUGGAGUCCCCAACAUCCCAUGGAUCAGCAGACUGCUUCAGCUGUGUGACCCCUCUUGGGGGGGGGGGGGGGGGGGGGGGGGCUUGUUUAUGGUGCAGCAGGCAUGUGUCCUGUGCUGACAUCCACAACAAAACGUGGGAGAGAAAAGGGAGUGUGGUUGAAGGGGGGCUAGAUAACGUUGCACUGCAGGACUCAAAGGACACAUUGUCCCUCACUCCCGGACAUCCAUCCAUCCAUCCAUCCAUCGUAGCGCUCGUUUCCAAAUGGCUUUUCUCUUAACCACACAGCUCCAGGUGCUCUGUUCCCACAAUGCACCGGGGCUCUGUGGUACAGCCAACGCCCGCGCUGACCACCCCGUUGCCCUCUUAUGAGAUCAGCGAAUCAGCACAUUGCACACGGGACGCAUUGACGACCCGGCGUGGAACCAACUAGGUGUUGCUGUGAAUGUUAUCCGGCCAAUGCAGAACCUUUGUGAAGCACAAUGGUUGCGUGCAGUUUGCAACGGCAACCCCUUACCGGGUUGUAUCGCAUUUAAAGACUAUUUUAUCGUAGCGGGCGCGAGCUUGUUGCCUUGACGUACCCUGUGUAGACACUCACCCGGGGCAUGGACCGGUUAGGGUCGGUGGCAUGUGUGACUGAAGAGGCACGUGUUCAGUGGAUAUCUACUAACCAGGGGGUGGCACCAUGUGAGACAACGGUUGACCUGCUUGACACUCUCUCACUUAUCACUGACAAUCAGUCCCAAGAAAACGUAUGAAAAGUUAGCCUCUGGCAAUGACGCGUGAAGCAAAAGGUGUAUGUGUAGAGGUCGCAAACUUAAAUCGCUGACCUGUUUCACUCGAUGACGCAUCAGAAACGACUGUGCGGCGGUCUGGACGGUAGUAGACCAGCACCAUCUGGUGGCCGAAGACCAUAACUAUACUCUAUUGAGUUCUGUGUGUAAACAAGCAAGUGAGAAUAUGCGACUAGGCCUAUACUUAAAUUUGAUGUUUUUUUUUUUUUUGUUGUAUACUGUAACCAAAGAUAUUUUUUAUAAAAAGUGCAUUUUAUUAGGCGUUGCCUGGAGCAAAUUUAUUAGAUGCCACGUCCUGUUUGUGACAGUGGAGUAUAGUUGUAGUAUUUUUAUUUAAAGGGGUUUUCAACCCAAAUUCGAACUUAAAAUGUAAUCUUUUCUAAACACUGGGUAAUAGAAUUUAUGACGUUUGAAAUGGAUCUCUUUGUGGGGAAUAUUAUAAGGACCUUUUAAAGCCAUGCGAGUUGUUAGCCUGCAUGUUCAACAAGGCUUCUCUGUCUCUUAUCAGUUUAUCACAGGUGGACUCGAGGCCCUGGCUUACACACACACACACACACACACACACACACACACACACACACACACACACACACACACACACACACACACACACACACACACACACACACACACACACACACACACACACACACACACACACACACACACACACACACACACACACACACACACACGGACCUUGUCUUAGACCAGUCCUAGUAUAGACCUAAAGUAUCUCUUGGGCACUUUAAUCUUUAUAAUUCAGGGAAUAUGGAUCUUAGAUUUUUCUGUCUACACUUUUUCUUUUCUAUUUUUUUAUCCGAUGGCUUCCCAGCGUUAUAUCGCGCUACAGCCUGGACGUCUGCAAUCGUCUUUUGAUGGAUGCUAUACCCGGUUGUAUCUCGUUGGUGGUGUAAUUAAGUUAAUUUCAGCAUGUCAGCUAUACUCAUACCACGUCAAGUGUAAACUUUGUGUGGAUUUUCAUUUUCUCAUUCUUUUUCCAUUUUGUUCCUCCAUUACUUCUAGAGUGAGUCGUUUUAUUUUGUUUUUGAAUGUCACUAGAUAAGCUUAGUCACAUACUAGUGGUCGUUUUCCGUAGACUGUGAAACCGUCGCUCCUUUACUCUUCACUCGACGCCCGGUGGUGUUGCGAUGGGGGAUGACGUCACGGCCGCCGGCUCCUCCACCUUAUAUGCACAACGCUUGAGUAGACGCUAAUUGCCUGCUCGUAAAUUGGUAACCGUGGCAGCGCACGCGCUCAAAGCAUACAUGGGUGUAUUUCCUUCUUCAGCGACAACGGGGGAACAAGAAAAUGUACAUACGUUCUUAAUCAAUAUUUCUUAACUAAACUACAUGAGACUUGAAUUUGUUGUAGCACACCAACACUUGGAUCGAUGCAGUCCUGAUUCUGCCUCCACUUGGACCCUUUGGCUUGCCUGUGCGUUGACACAAUUAAAACAUAUUGGGCCAGUAGGGUUUGAGAAAUAGUUGGUUUAAGCUUUGUUUUUCAGAGCAUUUUUGUUCAAAUGUUUUAAAACAUGAAUUUAUGUUUUCCAUAUUUUAGAUAUAAAAAGGGACCGCUAACGUGUUUUGGUCCUGAGCCUGGUUUGCCUUAGAUAUGUACAAUCUUAUGUCUCUACUUUGCAUGCAGUUAUGUCAAAUGCCAAAGAUCUUGUACUUCUUUUAAUAGUAUUUUUAAAAUGUUAACAACAAUUGGAUAUAUUCGGCCAUAAAAAGUGUCUGAGGUGUUGUAACACCUGCAUCACUCUAGCGAAGGAUUCACAAUCAUAACAGUUGGAAAUGCAUUAUAUUCGAUAUAUCAGGAGUUGAGACGCCACCUUUGUAAUGCGUGCGGAUGGAUAUACUACGUUUUUGAGUGAAAUGGCUCGUGUGUGCUAAAGCCCUCCUGCGUCGCUUAAAAGUCCUUGUCCGCUCACCACCCUAGUGCCUUUCUGUCAAUCUACCCAAGUGGACCGAUUAGCGACCGAAUCUCGGAAGCUGAAGGGGGGGUAACACCCACAUACAAAUGAGACUCGAUGCUUUGACUUUCCUCCAUUGGACUUCUCUUGAUAGGAAUAUGGUAACUGAUUUACUUUAUUUGUUAUGGUAAUUAUCUUUCUGUUUGAGUCAUUACCAAAUGUGACUUUUAUUUUAAAAGGUCGUCUCCAUCAAAUAAAGUUGAAAUUUAAAUAAACCAAA